CUUCUGUUUUUAACAAGACCAGCAGUACGGCACGUCAUAAUAGUGUAGUAUGUCAUGAUGGUUCAUUGUUUAGUGCUCUAUUGUGCUGUUUUUUGUAUCUAACAGAUGCUUUAAUCGAGUUAAUAACAUAAUAGCUUCGGCUAUGUUUCUCUAUGGGGUGACGUAAAUGGCCCAGGCUCGGCGGUGAGCGAGGCCUCGCGCGCGUUGUCUGCCCCCUCCCGCCCCUGUUGGCGGCGCGCAGCCUGAUUGGCCCGGGCCUGCGAAAGCUUGCUCGGGGAUUCUGGAUGUACAGGCCGCAGACGCACUACGCCUGGAAAAUAAAGCUAAAACCGGAUUAUGAUCUCUUCGGUGCAAUAAGAAGGGCGUCGGCGUGCCAACGACGAAUCAACGGACCAGGUGUUUUCCUCCCUGAUGAUACACAAACACACACACACAUGCUGUGUUGCUUAAUAUUUGACACUUUUUAUGUGUAUUAAAUAUACAGUCAACAAAUGUGAAGCAUUGUUAAAAAAAAUAAUCCAAGAAAAUGGAUCGAGGAGGAGGGGUCUUAGAGCUUCACUCCCAGGAUUUGAAAAUGCCCCACACAAUGAUAAUGCAAGACUUUGGCAUGGGGGGCAUGGCCCACAUAGACGGCGAGCACAUUGUGGUAUCGGUACCCGAAGCCGUGCUGAUAUCGGAUGUGAAUACCGACGAGGGCAUCCUGCUGGAGCAUGGGCUGGAGGCUGAAGUGGUGGAAGGGCCUGGUAUUGGCAGGGAGGAUGUCAUCAUGUCUGAAUCUAUCCUGGGAGCAGAGGUGGCCAUUGAAGAGGCUCUGGACGCUGACCACCAUGUCCUGGCUGCCGAACUUAUCGAAGAAACGGUGCCUGAACAGGUGUUUGUGACCGAUCUAAUGUCCACACACGAGGACAGUCCACUGAGCCCUGAGCUGGUGUCGGAGGAGGUGAUGGUCGCAGACACGGAGUCCAUAGUUCACGCACACGAGACGACGCCACCCUGUGCGACCCUUAAGACCGAUGACGAAGAAGAUGGCAAGAGCGCCUCGGAAGACUACCUCAUGAUCUCAUUGGAUGAUGUUGGGGAGAAGUUGGAUAUCGGUGACACACCAUUAAAAAUCAGCACAGAGGUGGGCCAGGACGACGAAUCCAAAGAGGAUGAGUUUGGCUCUGAGGUUAUCAAAGUGUACAUCUUUAAGGCCGAAGGGGAUGAAGAUGUGGAAAUAGGUGGAACAGAGGUUGUUGAGGAGAGUGAUUUCCCCAACGGGCACGCAGUGUUGGAGCCAACAACAGCAAGCACGGGUCGUUUGCCCAGGGAGAAAAUGGUCUACAUGGCAGUGAAGGAUACCAGCCAAGGACAGGAAGAUCUGAGUGAGCAAACCUUGUUCUUAAAGCAUGACGUUUCUGAGAUGACUGACCAAGUGUACAUGGAGGUGAUCGUUGGGGAAGAUGAGGCUCCUGCCAUACAGGAAGCGCAACUGGAGGAUUCGCCAUCUAAUAAGACCUUUGUUCCUGUUGCAUGGGCAGCUGCCUAUGGUAACAAUCUGGAGUCUCAUUUAGAGAGUAAACACGGUGCAAGCACUCCAUACCUGCAAAUCAGCGACAGCAUCAGUACAAGCCGCGCUCUCAAACAGAGGAUCAAGAAGAAGAAGAAGGGCGAGACCCGGCAGUGCCAGACCGCUGUAAUAAUCGGCCCUGACGGCCUGCCGCUGACGGUCUAUCCUUGCCACAUCUGCGGCAAAAAGUUCAAGUCGCGCGGGUUCCUGAAGCGGCACAUGAAGAACCACCCGGACCACAUGUUUAAGAAGAAGUACCAGUGUACAGACUGCGAUUUCACUACUAAUAAGAAGGUCAGCUUUCACAACCACCUGGAGAGCCACAAGCUCAUCGUCAAGAACGAGAAAGUCCCGGAGUACACGGAGUACACGCGGCACUACCGGGAGGCGAGCCCGCUCAGCCCCAACAAGCUGAUCUUGCGUGAUAAGGAACCCAAGCUGCACAAGUGCAAGUACUGCGAAUACGAGACGGCUGAGCAGGGCCUGCUCAACCGCCACUUGCUGGCCGUGCACAGCAAAAACUUUGCACACGUUUGCGCAGAGUGCGCUAAGGGCUUUCGCCACCCGUCCGAGCUCAAGAAGCACAUGCGGACACACACGGGCGAGAAGCCGUACGGCUGCCAACGCUGCGACUUCCGCUGUGCCGACCCUUCCAACUUAAAGACUCACGUAAAGACCAAGCACGGCGCCGAGCUGCCGUUCAAGUGCGCUCACUGCCCGCAGGCAUUUGCCGACGACAAGGACCUGCAGCGGCACAUGGAGGUUUUCCAGGGCCACAAGACUCACCAGUGCCCACACUGUGAGCACAAGAGCACCAAUUCGAGCGACCUGAAGCGCCACGUCAUCUCCGUGCACACCAAGGACUUUCCGCACAAGUGCGACGUGUGCGAAAAAGGCUUCCACCGGCCGUCCGAGCUCAAAAAGCACGCGGAAACGCACCGGGGCAACAAGGUGCACCAGUGUCGGCACUGCGACUUUAAGAUCUCGGACCCUUUCACUCUGAGUCGGCAUAUCCUGUCCGUGCACACGAAAGAGCUGCCUUUUAAGUGCAAACGCUGCAAGCGUGGCUUCAGGCAGCAGAACGAACUCAAGAAACACGUGAAGACUCACAGCGGCCGCAAAGUCUACCAGUGCCAGUACUCUCUUAGCUGGACUCGGCCAGAAUGUUAGAAAAAGGGAAAGCAGAAAUGGUGGGGGGAAGAUCAUCUACAUGAGUUCCCAGGACAGAGGUUAGUAAAGACCUGACAUGUUGCUGCUAGGAGUCUUUGCUUAAAUCAGACAUUGGUUGGAAACACAUGUAUACUACUUGAAUAUAAUAGAAUAUGUUGUCUUAUAAAUGCACACUAUGUUUUGGAAUAAUAAUAAUAAUAAUAAUCACAAUCACUACGGGACAUGGUAUUCAAUCCAACUCCAGGGCUUCUAAACAUCCUCGAUUCGUUUUCCCCUGCUGUUCGAUCUGCAUAACCGAAGGUCUCCAUAAUAACAUGAUUAUCUCAAAUAGGAUAUUUACUACCAAAGAAAACAAAAAUACCUGGCAUGUGUGAGUAGCGCAUAGGACUGAGAGCUAGUGUCUUUGAGAAAAGGACUUUGCUAGUGAAAUUCUUGCAAUUAAUCUAAUUAAUUUAAAUCUUUUUCUUUCUUAUGUCUGUUACUAAUGGCUUUCUUAUAUGAAAGCACCAAGUGAACCGUUGUUUGUCUUUUUUUCCCCCCCCCAAAAUGGCCAGAAAGUCCAUUAUAAAGGAAUACGUUUGGAUGAUGAUUAGUAUUUAAACGAUUUUGUUCUCCGUACAAACAUCUAAAUUUCUGCUCGCAAUGCUUUUGAAGCCCUCCGUGCAAUGCUUCAAAGACUUAUUUUUAUAUUAAAAAUUAGAAAAAGCGCCUCUCGCUUUCCCAAUGCUGUUUACGCCGUGUUAUUAAACUUUAAAGUUGAAUGUUCUGAUCAAUUUUAAAAUGGAAACCUAAGAUGCAUUCAGGCAAGGAUUUUUUUUUCUGUAUCAGAGUUGGAUUGUGUGUAUUGUUACACCCCUAUUAUAUUAUAGGACCAUUCGUAAUCCAUCUUUAAGCUAUUUGCCUCCAUAUUAGCAAUCAAUCCUUACAGUAUUAAAUUCUCAAACAUCCCCCCCCUCCCCCACCCAACAUAUCUAAUAAUUUGUCUGAGAAUAUACAUGAAGACUGAAAUAUUAUUCUAGCGACUCAAUGGAUAGAACUAUCUAGAAUCGCUCCGAGACAUAACCUUUUAAUCACCUACAGAUCGGUGACUGCUGUAGUCCAGUAUAUUUACAUGUUCAGUCCUUGCUCCACCGUGUCCAAAGGAUAGAAAUGAGAGUGGUACUACAAGAAAUUACUUUUUUGAGACUCUGACCUGUUUUAUCCUCAAAAAAAAAUUAAAAAAAAAAAUAUAUAUAUAAUUUUUUAAUUUUUUUAAUUUUAUUUUUUUUUAAAUAUGCAGUUUUAAAGAGAGACCUCUAUUACAAGUCAAAUAUAUUUAAAGCUAUGAAGAAAUUAAUAGUUCAAAUAUCGCUGGCAAAACUUGGAUGAAAGAAUUUAAUUUUACUAUUCUUUAUUGCUUUUAAACAUGACCUUGAACAUAGACAGAACACAGUGAGGGCAGACGCAUUGACAGAGACCCGUAAGAACUUAAGAUGGCUACAUAUACAUAAGGAAAAAAAAAAAAUUUAACACGUGGACAAGCCAUAUUUGGCGAUGCAACCAAUCCAUAACUUCAAAAAUAUUUCCGAACCAUGAGGGCAUAUCACUGUAAUGUGUUUUUAAAAUUUUUUUUAUAAAAAUAAACAUGUCACAUGCUGUUUAAAUAGAUAUAGAGAUAUAUAAUAUUUGUUAAAAUAUAGGUACUAUGUAACUAUGAUACAUUACUGCUAUAAAUGAUCAACUAUACUUUACACUCACGUGAUUUUUUUUUUUUUUUUUUGCUUUAAAAAAAAAACUAAAUCUGUAGCAGUGUUAGAAUAAUUUCAAUGGUUUUCAAGCUGCACAAUCUCGUGUCUUUUACAACCUUUUUUUUACAAGUUAAAUAAGAGACCACUUUCAUAAGAAAGUCUACCUUCAAAUGUUUGGUUUGGAUUUCCUUUGACUAGCAUUUAUAUCGUAUACUCGGGUCUUAUCCAAUAACAGUCAUCCAGCAAAUUAUUGACUUUAUAGUAGCCACUUCGUGUAAAUUUACACUAAAUGAUUUGAAGUGUUUAACAUGCAAGACACCGACCGGAACAAUGAUAUACGAAAAGUAUGAUUCGAUUAUUCAGAUUAGAUUCAGAUGCAAGAGCAGGAGACAGAAGUUUUCAGACAGAAAAAGGCUGUUGAUUUUAUUAAAAUAUAUAAAAGCUCUUAU
Molecule: messenger RNA, 4895 nt
Organism: Ictalurus furcatus (blue catfish)
Lineage: Eukaryota; Metazoa; Chordata; Actinopteri; Siluriformes; Ictaluridae
Gene: znf711
Product: zinc finger protein 711
Exons: 10
Coding region: 527-2719 (730 amino acids)
Biological process (GO): regulation of transcription by RNA polymerase II
Cellular component (GO): nucleus
Molecular function (GO): DNA-binding transcription factor activity, RNA polymerase II-specific; metal ion binding; RNA polymerase II transcription regulatory region sequence-specific DNA binding
Source: RefSeq, a predicted model, not a curated record